Messenger RNA from Cucumis sativus (cucumber), 1438 nucleotides. RefSeq names its product chloroplast stem-loop binding protein of 41 kDa a, chloroplastic. The record is from RefSeq and is a predicted model, not a curated record. Bases 71 to 1300 code for a protein of 409 amino acids. Gene Ontology annotation, molecular function: RNA binding. Gene Ontology annotation, biological process: rRNA processing. The transcript has 6 exons. Gene Ontology annotation, cellular component: cytosol. NCBI's taxonomy places the organism in Eukaryota, Viridiplantae, Streptophyta, Magnoliopsida, Cucurbitales, Cucurbitaceae.
UUCAAACUAGAAGACCUGCUUUUUUUUUUCUCAUCUCCCACAGAUUUCCAUCUAACAAUUACUUGAUUCCAUGGCUGCUCUUCCUUUCUCAUCUUCCCUUUUCUCUUCCAAGCCUUCCAUCUAUUUCCCAUCUUCCAUUUCUCCUUCUUUUCCUCAUCCUUCACUUUCUCCAAUCUCUAACUCUUCUCCUAUUUCAUCUUCUUUCUCCAUUUCCCAUUCUAAUUUUCUCUCUAAUUACUCUUCUUUUUCUUCUUCUUCUUCUUUUAGACCCUCCACUGUCUUUUCCUUUAGCGUUAGGGCUAGCUCUUCUCCCAAGAAGAAGGUGUUGAUUGUCAACACAAACAGCGGUGGGCAUGCUGUCAUUGGCUUCUAUUUUGCUAAACAGCUUCUGGGUUCUGGCCAUGAAGUCACGAUUCUCACUGUCGGUGAACAGAGUUCUGAUAAGAUGAACAAACCCCCUUUCAACAGAUUCUCUGAAAUUGUGAGUGGUGGAGGCAAGACCGUAUGGGGAGAUCCAGCAGAAAUUGGGAAGGUUGUGGAAGGAGCAUCAUUUGAUGUGGUAUUAGAUAACAAUGGCAAGGACAUUGAUACUGUGAGGCCUGUUAUUGAUUGGGCAAAGAGCUCUGGUGUGAAGCAGUUUCUGUUUAUCAGCAGUGCUGGAAUUUAUAAGACAACUGAUGAGCCUCCCCAUGUUGAAGGGGAUCCUGUUAAAGCUGACGCUGGUCAUGUUGGUGUUGAGAAAUAUAUUGCAGAGGUUUUCAGCAGCUGGGCUGUCUUCCGUCCACAGUACAUGAUUGGAUCUGGCAACAACAAAGAUUGUGAAGAGUGGUUCUUUGACAGAAUUGUCCGGGACAGACCGAUUCCAAUACCAGGCUCUGGUAUGCAGCUGACAAACAUUGCACAUGUCAGGGACUUGUCUUCCAUGUUAACACUAGCUGUAGAGAAGCCGGAUGAAGCACACUCUAACAUAUUCAACUGUGUAAGCGGUCGGGCUGUGACUCUUGAUGGAAUGGCCAAGCUGUGUGCUCAAGCAGCAGGUCGUCCUGUUAACAUAGUGCAUUAUGAUCCAAAAGCAGUUGGGGUUGAUGCAAAGAAAGCUUUUCCUUUCAGGAAUAUGCAUUUCUAUGCAGAACCAAGAGCAGCCCAGGAGAUUUUAGGGUGGGAAGGUACCACAAAUCUUCCUGAAGAUUUGAAGGAACGAUUUGAAGAGUAUGUGAAGAUUGGUAGAGACAAGAAAGCUAUUAAGUUUGAAUUAGAUGAUAAGAUACUUGAGUCCUUAAACGUUCCAGUAGCUGCUUAACCCUUCGGAUAAUUGUGCAAGACAUUACACUCCAAAUCUUACAGCACUUUUUGUAUAUGUAUUCUCAUUUAUUGUACUUCUAUCAACUUACCAAAAUAAAAUGAUUUUGAGAGGAGAAGUUUGUUGCCUCAUUGCUUA